Phyllostomus discolor (pale spear-nosed bat) is the source of this 1332-nucleotide messenger RNA. It is a transcript of the gene PSMB8, whose product is annotated as proteasome 20S subunit beta 8. The coding region runs from base 287 to 1117 and encodes 276 amino acids. Gene Ontology annotation, molecular function: threonine-type endopeptidase activity. Gene Ontology annotation, cellular component: proteasome core complex. The transcript has 6 exons. NCBI's taxonomy places the organism in Eukaryota, Metazoa, Chordata, Mammalia, Chiroptera, Phyllostomidae. The record is from RefSeq and is a predicted model, not a curated record.
UUGGUGUCUCUCACGGUAAUCUCAUCGCUAGGGGGGCUUUCGAAGCCGCUCCAUCUCUUCAUUUCUUGUGAGUCUAUCACCCAUUGUUUCCCCAGCCUUCCUGAAGGCGGAGCAGAGAAGUUUAUCCCCAAUAUAAUAAAAUAUACCUGGUGCCCAGACACCCACUAGCUUCUCGGAAAGGUCAGUGGGAUGUGGAAAGGAUUCUGGUUCCCUCCCCUUAAGGCUGAGGGCUUUCGCUUUCACUUCCUCCAGCGGGUGCGGGCAGAUCUCCCGGUGCUAGGCGAUCAUGGCGCUGCAGGCGGUGUGCGGAGCCCCCCGAGGACAGUCGGAGGACUGGGCUUCCCCCCUUUGGGGAAGCCGGCAUUGCUCGGACCCAGGACACUACAGUUUCUCUAUGCGAUCUCCGGAGCUCGCCCUCCCCCGGGGAAUGCAGCCCACUGAAUUCUUCCAGUCUCUGGGUGGGAAUGGAGAAAGAAACGUUCAGAUUGAGAUGGCCCAUGGCACUACCACCCUCGCCUUCAAGUUCCAACAUGGAGUGAUUGUGGCUGUGGAUUCUCGGGCUUCCGCUGGGAAUUACAUUGACACCUUAAGGGUGAAAAAGGUGAUUGAGAUUAACCCUUACCUGCUGGGCACCAUGUCUGGCUGUGCAGCGGACUGUCAGUACUGGGAGCGGCUGCUGGCGAAGGAGUGCAGGCUGUAUUAUCUGCGAAAUGGCGAGCGGAUCUCAGUGUCAGCAGCCUCCAAACUGCUCUCCAACAUGAUGUGUCAGUACCGGGGCAUGGGCCUCUCCAUGGGCAGCAUGAUCUGUGGCUGGGACAAGAAGGGUCCUGGACUCUACUACGUGGAUGAAAAUGGGACUCGGUUCUCUGGAAGAAUGUUCUCCACUGGUAGUGGGAACAGCUAUGCCUAUGGGGUCAUGGAUAGUGGCUACCGGCCCAAUCUUAGCCCUGAAGAGGCCUAUGACCUGGGCCGUAGGGCUAUUGUUCAUGCUACCCACCGAGACAGCUAUUCUGGAGGCGUUGUCAAUAUGUACCACAUGAAGGAGGAUGGCUGGGUGAAGGUGGAAAGUACAGAUGUCAGUGACUUGAUGCACCAGUACCGGGAGGCCAGUCAGUAACAGUGGUGGCGGCUGGGCAGGCUCUGGAACCUGAGCCAGCUUAGCCUCCAGGAGAAAGGGAGGCCCAACCUGAGCCCAGAGACAAGGAACCUGCAUCCAGAGGGGUUGGAGCAACGUUUAUCUCACACAUGUUCUCUGUUUCAAAGAGCAUCCCCCCACCUCAACCAUCUGGGUGCCCCCCACUAAGCACAAUAAAGGAAAAACGGUUAUAACAA